This is a messenger RNA of Dreissena polymorpha, 8109 nucleotides long. RefSeq lists its product as uncharacterized. Bases 142 to 2472 code for a protein of 776 amino acids. NCBI's taxonomy places the organism in Eukaryota, Metazoa, Mollusca, Bivalvia, Myida, Dreissenidae. The transcript is spliced from 13 exons. The record is from RefSeq and is a predicted model, not a curated record.
UUGACAGGUGCUUGGUUGCAAGGUGUAAAAUGUGGAUAACAAAUAUAUAAUUAAUAUUGAGUGUGAAUUUCGCAAUUACAGCAUCUGGUGGUUAUGUUGACACAAGAUAAAGCGGGUUGACAGGCUCACAUUAAGGUUAUCAUGCAAAAGAAAAAUAAUAAACUUGAAAGUUUCUUGUUCAAAACGUUACCUGAGCAGAAUUAUGAAAGGAUUCGAGGAUAUGAAUCGUGUAUUGUCGUGUCGGAAAAAGAAAACAAGGCUUUCAAAUACGUGGUUCUCGGUGAUGAAUGGGUUUAUUUAACAGAAAAUCCUCCAAAAUCCAUACACAGGGAAGUGCCACUGGCAGAUGUCAUAUCAGUUGAAUUGGUCAAUGACUUCCCAGAUUUUUUGGUGGGGGAGUCCAGGAAGGACUGCCAGCACAUCGAGAUCACCUACUGGACCUCAGAGCCAGUCAAACGGCGGUCAUUCCGGAAGAAGAAAUCCCCACGGGGCUCACUGUCUGAUCUCCAUGGUGACAGGUCUAACACCUCUACACCUCUCAGCAUGGCAUCAUCAUAUGAUACAUGGGGAGACGAGAUGGCACACAAUAGCAGUAUAACCAGUCUUCCUGUGAGACCAGACAGUCGAGGCUCUGUCUCCUCUGCCCGCGAGACACGUAAAGCCUCGCUACAAAAGAAAAAGAAGAAGGGUUCCCAGUCAUUACGGACCAUUCAGAGUGAGUCAGAAGAUACGAUACUGAAAGCACUAAAAGAGGAAGACUACGAGGACGAUAUCCUAGAAGACAUCGAGAAUCAAAGUGAGCUUGGAGACUCCAUGGCUAAGUCACAUAAUAAUUUUGAAUCAAAUAGGACUGCCCGUUCCUUGAAAUCUGCCCGUAGCAAUACGUCAAGGUCAUUGCGACCUUUGCCAUCUCCUGGACCCAAACAAAAAGCAUUUGAGAACCCUGUUAUGGAAAAGAGCACGCCAUCAAUCAUUGAUACAAAUGAACUACCAAAGAAGAAAGGCUUGACACCUGAGCCGUCCCCCACUGAUAAUGAUGAACCUUCUUCAUGUUGUUUGAGAUGUUGUUCAUUUUCAUUUGGGAAAACCCGUGUUUCACCUUUUUGUGGCACAGGAAAAUCUCCACCUCCGAGUGAUAAAAACAAACUUUUCAGUGCAUCCACUGACAAUACUAAUUCUCACUCACAGUCUGUUGUAAGUAUACAGAUAUCGGGAGCCAAUCCUGAGAUUGUUACUGACCGACCAACCUACAGGAGGGGGUCCUCUAUUAAUUCCUCCGUGUCAACGUUGCGGGGAUUGAAUGAGAGGUCUGGUACACCAGCCAAUGAGGAUGCAGAGAGACGAAGUGUUCUCAGUAUGGCGUCUCUGUCAGACUACGGGGGUUCAGUCCAGCGCCUGUCACUGCUCAGUGUGGAAGGUAUCCUGGAGAAACGGCGGGCCGUGUUACACCUCUACCUACUUAGUAGUUUGUCACCUAUGCUCAUGUUGAUACGAAGUGCCUGGUGCAAUUGCCUUUUGUCUUCGACGCUCAUGUUGAAUCCUGAGGUACCAGAGACUCCAAAAGGCAGCAUAAUGAAGGGAUCUCAGAGAGGUAAGCAGGAGAUCCUGUUCCAGGAGUUGAAGCGUGACCUCCUUAAGGAUCAGUUGGACAUGGAGGAUCUGUUCUACCUCCUCAAUGAACUCAAGCUGGCCACAGAAAGGAACUAUGUGCUCAAACGAUUCUUCUGGAAGGACACAGACCUGUUGAAGUUCUUUGUGAGCCAGCUUCAGAAUUAUCUCCCCAAGUCACUGGCUAAGGCUGAUCCAGCUAUGAGGGUCAAUGAAUUUGAGCUGAUCACUCUACUGAUUGACAUCCUGCACAUGAUGUUCCAUGAGUCCGAGAUCAUACAGGAGCGGACCCAGGCGCUGAAAACUGACAGAGGGAAGACCGUGCUAGCUCUACUCAUGGUUCUCACGUGUAACCCUGAUGUACCUGACAAGAGGGGAGACAAAAUGGAUUCUGAGAAAAUCCUGAAGCAGUUUUUGAAAACAUCCCUGGGAACGGUGUUUGAGUUGUUCCUUAUGGCCAAACAGGCUAACUGGGGCCACUUGGAAGGCAGCUUUUACAACAUUAGCUGGAUGAUCUCCACUCUGGAGGAACUUAGAGACACUGAAAAGUUUGUGGCGAGACUGGUUGACCUGUUACUAGAAAUGAUCUCAAAGUCGUCAGGUGACAAGCUGUUGCCCCCAGAUUCAGUGCUUCUGUACCAGAUGUUCUUUGUUCUCGAUAAUUUCUUGGAAUACAGUCGAAGACUCAAGUCAUUUCUUGCCACCACUUACACAGAAGAGUUCAAGUACUUUGUUCAGGUCCAUCUAGUGAUGCGGAAAGUGCCCCAGACGUAUCCUCUCUACCACAUGCUCGUCGGGAUUGUCGAAGAAGUCGUUAAAAAGGUGCUGCCAUCUCCACAGACUGCAAAGCAAGCCAAGAUCUGAGGGCGGAAAUUUAAAUGAAAUUAUUAAGGGAGGCGUUUCACAUGAAAUUAUUAAGAGAGGCGUUUCACAUGACAUUAUUAAGGGAUAUAGUUCACAUGAAAUUUUAUAGGGGAGACAAUGUACAUAUAAUUAUUAAGGGAGACAGUUUAAACAAUAUUAUUAAGGGAGAUAAUGCACAUGAAACAAUUAAGGCAAACAAUUCACAUGAAUUAGUUAAGGAAGGUAUUUCAGGUGAUAGUAUUUUAGUUAUUUAUUUUUCUAAUUAAGGGAUGUAUUUCAUGUGAUAGUAUUUUAGUUAGUUAUUUUUCAUGUUCAUACCAAAUUGUUUUUACUCAUGAAAUCAGUCACUAUGUAAGCAAGAACUUUCCUACACGUUUACUCUUGAUGUUCACUAAAAAAGAAAGUACUAGUUUAUUUGAUUUUGUGUGGUAACAAAACUAAGAUAAAAGAUAAAGAUAAAAGAUAACCAUUAUACAUUUUAUAAAAUGAUAAAUUUGCUCUCUGCUUUUACUAUGUUUUGAUAUUAUCUGAUACCUAAGUGUGAAAUAGGUGUCCUAUUUUAACUGCAAAAAAUGUAUCAGUAGGUUUUAAUAGAAAGAACAAGAUCAACAUUUGAAUAUUUUUGUUCUUCAGCAUAUAGUAAUUAUACUAUUUCCAUAUAUAAUAAAGGUACAGGGGUUAUGGAUGUAUUGUUUUAUGAAUUAAUUUUUUUAAAUGAUCAAAUACUUUCCAUGUCUUUCGAGCAUUCUCAUCCCUUAUCACGUAUGAACAUAAUUGUCAGGUUGAAACAAAUGCCUUUAAAAAGUGCUCUAACACUGUCCAACAUCAUGUAGAAUAGUGUUUCAUUUAACAUACAAAUAGAUCAUGACUUGUGUAUUGAUAUUAUAAACAUGUAUGUGAUCAAACUUUAUUUUUGUAUUUAUUAUUUUCUUAUAUUCCAAUUCAAUGUUAUUUUUUUGUGCUAUGAAUUCGAAACUUGAGCUUCAGUAUACAAUGUGUUUAACAAAAAUACUUGUGACAUUGAAAAGACCAUAUAAGCUUAAAAUAAAAAAAUAUUUUGUACAAUAUUUCAAAAAAUAAAAUAGACCCAUAAAAAAUAAUGUUUCUUAUAGCAAUAGCCAAAAUUUCAAUGCUAGAUGUUUUCUGGAAAAACACAUGUAAUGUGAUACAAAAAUGUUGCCUUUGACUUUUUUGUGUCACAAUAUAUUCCAUGUGAAUUUCUGGCUACAUAUCAGAAAAUUUACAAAAGAACACGAAAAUGGCUUUGGGCAGCUUCGGAAGCACAAUGUAGUUCUUAUGAAUACAUCGUUCUUCUGACGGUAACCAAAGCCAGUCUAUCCUUUGCUCGCAAAAAUUUGGAUAUCGUGGUGGAAGAUUAACAUGGAAUAUAUUGUUGCAAAAAAAUAAAAAUGAGCAUUUUGUAUCCCAUUAAAUCUAUGAAACAUUACCACAUCUACUUUAGCAUUGAAAUUUUUGGCUAUCGCUUUAAGAUACACUGUUUUUUAAUGGCUUUACUUAAUUGUUUACGACAUAUGUUGCAUGAUAUUCGUUGAUUUUGAGUAUUUAUGUUACUUUAAUUGAAAUCUUUGCCUUUGUAAUGUGUAUACAUUAUGAACUUAAACACCUUUUCUAUAGGACUUAUAUCAAUCUGGUAAAUUUGAAACUGAAUUUGUAAAAAAAAAGAGAUAUUUUUUAACAUUUGUUCAAGUUUCAAGUUUGCAAUUGGUUUUAAACAUUGUGAUAUAUAUUAUUAAGCAAUAAAUUCACAAUGAUCAUGCAUACAUUUUGCAAUUGUUGAGCAUUUGUUGUCAUACCCAUAGAAUGAAAUAUAAAAUUCAAAUAAUAUAUUCCAAGCAGUGCUGGGAAUGAUUGAACUCUUAUAUAAUCGUUGUAAAAAAUAAUGUAAUGAAUGCUUUUAUGAAAAUAAUUUUAUAUUUACAUACAAUGUAGGAAUUGCUGUUCUAGUUUCAAAGAGUAUGCCCAGGGGAGAGAACUCUAAUGUGAAAAGAUAGCAAAUGAAAGUCAUGUGCUGGCCCCUCUAUUUACAUGUAUAUCAUUUUUAAUAGGGUUUACUCAUGCAAAUGAAACCUCAGCUACAAAGUGUGCUUAGUUAAUCGUAGUUUUUUUAAUAAAUAUUUUGAAUUAGUCCUUAGUUUGGAAAUAUGGUUAUUUUUCCUUGGAGGCAUAUAGUAAUUGCAUCAUCUGUUCUUCCUUGUAUCCUUCUUUACGUCAGUUUGUAAUGCAUGUUCUGCACAUAGGGGGAUUUCAAUUUAUUUUUGUAUAAUGAUAGAGUGGUGUAAGGGGAAUUACAGAGUACAAGAACCACUACUCUCUUUAGGAUUUACAGAGUUAUUGCCCUUAAAUCAUUUUAGGGUGGUGAAUAACUGCUUAGUAUUCAUGGUAUUUAAAUGAAACCUGGUAGAUUGAUCGAGGACAUUAUUUGGAAGAGCAGGGUACAACAAUCACAUAUUUCUUAUCAGUAUUUUUGGACUUAUGGUACUUUUCUUUUUUUUGUAUGGUCUGUUAAUUGUGCAAAGCAUAACUCUGCAUAUUAUAACGAUUUUAAUGAAUCUUCAUAAAAUCAUAGACAUUCAAUACAAUAAAGACAAGUAUAAAGACCAUGACUCUUUUCAUUAUGCACUGUUCUUUUCUUGUUCAAAGCAGAAAUGUUUAUUGUAUCAAGUUAUUUGGGCAUUUGUCAUUUUCAGCAUUUGUUUUUUCUUCCAAUGAUAGCUGAUAAGUUAUGUAUUGAGUACAGCUAUAAGUUUUCGAUUUUGUAAAAUGUAUACGGUUGAAAUGCAUCAUUGCCUCAAUUAUGUUAUAUAAUCAACAAACAUCACAUUUAUUUUGUGAAUUCAAAAUAUCUGCAACUAAGUAUAAUAGGAGCUGUCUAUCAUGCAAUAUUGCACCUGAUUUCGGCAUAAACACUGUAGCUUUGUGGACUGUGUUAUUCCAUAAUCUGAAAUUAAGCAAAUUGAAAAUCCAACUGUGAAUUUUAUUGUCUUAUAAUCAGGUUGGAUUAACACUGGUAAUUUUUUUUUCUUCAGUUUACAGCGUUUGAAGCCAUUAUUUAGAUAACAUUAUUUUUUUAGAAUAAUCAUUACCUACAUAUGACCAUUUUCAAUAUCAUUUAAAAUCAGCCCACAAACUGCUUUUUUUUUAAAGACAGGGCCUGGAGUGCUUGUAGAAGUCUAAAGUUUUUAAUGCAUUCAAGCUAAAAUAAAAUGUCUAAACUAACAUCAGUUAUCAUUUUAUUAACUAAAUACAUACCAUGUUCAUUCUAAAUUCAAAUUUCUUGUCAGCCAUCAUACAACUUCAGUAAUAAUCAUUCAUCUGUAUACAUUAGCAUGCUAAAUCCAUUAUAACUUGGUAUGUGCAAAUCUAUUUCAUUUUUAUGUUACUUUACUAACGAGAUUACGAGUUGUUCAAGUGGUUGAUUGAAUCAGUUAAAACUGAUGUUUAUACAAUUGCACAUUUUGUCUCAUUUAAAUGUUCCGUCCUCUUAGUAAUAUGCCUCUUGUAUUUUUAUUGUUUUGAAUAUUUUAUUUGUUUAAAUGUUGAAUUAUAUUUUAUUUUUAUUUUAUUGUUGGUUUAUUUUUAAAAACUUUUUUACUUCUCAUAAAAUAUAUUCAUAAAAAAGUUUUAUUUAUAAGUAUUUAAAAACAUUGAAUUCACAUCAUGUAAACCAACUGCUCAUGUUGUUCUUCCUUACCUUUUAUAAUUGAUAACUUUCUGUUAAACUAUGAAUCGUAUCAGUUUAUAUAAUUUUGCGAUCCAUUUUAAUCCUUAUACAAUUUCAAAUAGCAUGUUGAUCAGCAUUCAAAUGAUCAGCUGUUUUAAUGUGAACAUAUUUUGUACAUAAUACAUUAACAAUAGAACACAUGGAUUAUCCAAGUAAAGAUCCAAUUUUGUUGAUUUUUUUGCUGAUAUACUUAAGUUUUAUCCAUAUUAUUAUAUGUGCAUUUUUAAGCCAUGACAUUUUUAUAAAAUUUUGUUGCCUGUUUAAAGAUUUUAUUAUUGUUUAAAUACAAUAGAAAAUUUACAUUGAAAUAUAUAUUUUUAUAAGGUAAAAUUUAUGUUCUCUUACAAAUUAUGUUAUCUGACUGUUACUGUAAAGAUAUAGCGGAAAUUAAUUAUGCAACUGGUUAACUGAACUUAAUGUUGAAAAACAUCCUUUAGACUCAAUCAUCUUGUGUCAUUAGAUAUACACGUAUAUUCAACACUAAAAUUGUGUUAUAUACCACUAUGGCAGUCAUGAUUACCAGUUGCAUAAGGUCAUCAAGUAGGAUAUUAUGUCAAGUUCUUAUUAUAAUUUUGUGUAGCACCAUUACAUGUUGUACUUAAAAUAAUUUUCUGUGGAGUUACAUUCAUUUAUGUUAAUCAUGUUUUGAGUUACCUAUUAACUUAAGUGCCUUGUUUAAUUAAAUUGCUUUAAUAAAAAACAAGAUAUGCUGAAGUGAUUUUUUGCUGAAUAAUUAUAUUUAAAUUCUUGUUGAAAGUAUUUUGUACUUUUAUGUACAACAUGAAUUUAAAAGAAGUUAUUGGCUUUUUUCUUUAUUAUUUAUGUCAAAAUUAAUGUUCAUUCUCAAACGUGUGAUUUAUAACACAUCACAUUGGUGUUUGGUCAAAAUACUGCACUUAUGUCACAAUGUGGUGUCAUUAUUUCUAUUUUAGAUAAAAAACGACUGAUAAUGAAUUUUUAAAAGCUGUAGUGUUAACAUUCCAUUACAGCAGACCAACUUGUGGUUCAAUAGUCACAUAUGAGCUGUGUCAGGCAACAAUUGGUCUUAUGCCAUUUAUGGCAAGCGUAGCCUUAUACCAGCCUGCGUACACAUGCAGUCUGAUCAGUAGCUGCUCUGUCAACUUAUGAGACCGAGACACCUUGAUUAACUUAGCAGACAGGGCAGCUCUUGAUUGGACUGUACUAGUGCUCACGCUGGUCUAAAGAUGUAUAAUUAUGCUGGCUGAAUAUGGCAUUAGGCAUAAGACCCAUUUCGCAUGAUGCACUCAUACAUUGUAUUUAGAUAUGACUCUGUAAUUUGUAGGAACUUAGAAUAUAGCAGAGAAAAUACAAUAAUUAUUUAUAACAUCACAAAUCCUUUUUUGUUUAAAGGCGUCUCAAUAUUUAUACCUUUUUUAAUGGUCAUUCUUAAUUAUGUUAUUCCAGAGAAGCAACAAGUUAUAAGAUACAAAAUUAAUUUCUUUAAUUAAACAAAUAAAUUAUAUAUUUUAUUUUUCUCUAAUGCUUGACAUUAAAUAUUGAAUGGUACACAAAUUAAACUAAUUGUGGACCCCACUUUUAAUAUAUCUAUAUGGCAUCUUAAGAUUAUAUAGUAAAAUUAGUUAACAUGUCCAUAUAAAUAGCUUUAUUUAUAAAAAGUAUGUGAUACAAUUUACAAUUGAACUGUCGUCUGUAUAUUAUUAUUUUAAUAUGUGAUGAAGCGUAUAUAUGUUUUUGUGAUGUUUAGUUUGAUUAAGUUAUUUACAAACUUAAUCUUUGUUAACAUAUGAUCGUUCAGAGAAGUACAUAUAUGUACUACACACUUAGGUGGUUCCAAAGAGUCUGGGAAGAUUUUGUAUUUUUGCCUUUCCUCAAUUUUGCACUUUUUUUCCAAAUAAAGCGUUGUCUUAAAGAAA